This is a messenger RNA of Marmota monax (woodchuck), 4350 nucleotides long. It is a transcript of the gene Lca5, whose product is annotated as lebercilin LCA5. The coding region runs from base 305 to 2389 and encodes 694 amino acids. Gene Ontology annotation, biological process: intraciliary transport. Gene Ontology annotation, cellular component: axoneme. The record is from RefSeq and is a predicted model, not a curated record. The transcript is spliced from 8 exons. Lineage: Eukaryota; Metazoa; Chordata; Mammalia; Rodentia; Sciuridae.
GCCAUGUCUUUAGCUGCUUUCCUCUACCACACUCCUCUGCUGUAAUGUUCCAUCUCACCUAGGGCCCAGAGCAAUGGAGCUGGCUGGCUGUGGACUGAGACCUGAAACCUUGUGUUCCAAAUAAACUUUUCCUCCUCUAAAAUUGGAAUAAAGUGUAUCUUGGGUGCUAAUGUGAAUGUGGACUAAGUAUAUAUCGUGGAAAAAAUAAAUUGCCUGGAAAUAAUAUUAUGAAGACUAUGAAAAUGUUCUUCAGUGUUGUCAUCAAUCUAUGAAUUUAUGUGACUAGAGACCAUUUUUCAAAACAAUGGGGGAAAGAGCAAAAAGUCCAAAUGCUGAUCAAGAAAGAAAAGCAGACAAACAACAUAGCUCUAAUUAUUCCUCUGAGUUUGGAACUACAUCCCAGUCUUCUGGUCAGUCAUCGCCAGUUAGUCCUUCUUCACCUACAGUUACUAUGGGAAAAACUUCUAAAAAACAAGCAUCAGAUAACCAAGUAUAUUACCAAUCCUCUAGGAAACCAAGCCCUAAGGGUCUACCAAACAAAAAAGGAGUCCAAGUGGGGAUUCGUUCCCAAAGCCUCAAUAGAGAACCACUUCGGAAAAAUUCUGAUAUUGUCACAAAACGGGUUCUUUCUGCAAGACUGCUAAAAAUCAAUGAGUUGCAGAAUGAAGUAUCUGAACUUCAGGUCAAGUUAGCUGAGCUGCUAAAAGAAAAUAAAGCUUUGAAAAGGCUUCAGUACAGACAGGAGAAAGCCCUGAAUAAGUUUGAAGAUGCAGAACUUGAAAUCUCACAACUUGUAGUUCGUCAUAACAAUGAAAUUACAGCACUCAAAGAACGCUUAAGAAAAUCUCAAGAGAAGGAACGAGCAACUGAAAAAAGGGUGAAAGAUGCAGAAUGUGAACUAUUUAGGACAAAAUUUUCCUUAGAGAAACUGAGAAAGAUCUCUGAAGCUAGACACCUACCUGAACGAGAUGAUUUGGCAAAGAAACUAGUUUCAGCAGAGUUAAAGUUAGAUGACACUGAGAGAAAAAUUAAGGAAUUAUCGAAAAACCUUGAGCUAAGUACUAACAGUUUUCAACGACAGUUGCUUGCUGAAAGGAAAAGGGCAUAUGAGGCUCAGGAUGAAAACAAAGUUCUUCAAAAGGAGUUACAACGACUGUAUCACAAAUUAAAAGAAAAGGAGAGAGAACUGGACAUAAAAAACAUAUAUUCUAAUCGCCUGCCAAAGUCCUUUCUAAAGAAAGAAAAAGAAAUUACACCAAGGAAGAAUGCUGCAUGCCAGAGUGAUUUUACAGACUUGUGUACAAAAGAAGUACAAACCAUUGAAGAUUGUGAGUUGGAAGAAUUACCUGUAACACCACAAACAAUGAUGAUUUGUGAAAAUAAAUGGGAGGAACCAGAAUGUCUUACUUUGGACUUGGAAUUCCAAGAGCAAGAUAAGCAUGAAGAAGCAGGGAUUCUAAAUCCAAUUGUGAACAAAGAAGAAAAAUGCAUUAAAGAUCAAGGACUGCAAAUUGCAAAACAGGAGAUAGAGAAACUAAAGAAUGAGUGGGAAAGAGAAGAACUUAAUGAAAAGCAGAAAGAGGGAGAAGAGGAGCCUGAGUUGGAGACUAGAAGCUACCAAAUGGAAAUGUAUGAACUUCAAAGUAUUGAUAAAUUGGAAGAGGAAGAAGAAGAAAGACUGAAGAGAGAAAUGCUACUUGCUAAACUGAAUGAAAUCAACAGAGAACUUCAAGAUUCUCAGAAUCUAAAAUGUCCUCUUUUGCCAUUAAUACCUGAUUUGGGAUCAAAACUGCAUUCCUCAGAGAAAAUCUCCAAAACAUACAUGUUCUCUGAAUCCUCAGAGAGAUUAUUUAAUGGGCAUCAAUUGCAAGACAUAAGUUUUUUUACUCCAAAAGGAGAGGGUCGGAAUUCAGGAACUAUUAGAAGUCAAAUCUCUCCAAAUGAGAUUGCAUUUGGUAGCUAUGUGCCUUCAUUUGCAAAAACACCAGGGAAGUCAAAUCCAUUUAGCCAAAAAAGUGGCCUUUUGGAUUUAAAAAAAAACAGUAUGGAAGACCUUAGUAAAGACAGUGCAGAUUUCAUUGCAAGAAAAGAAAAAAAAGCCAAUCUGAUGGAACAGCUAUUUGGUACUAGUGGCAGCAGUCCCAUUUCCUCUAAAAGCAGUGACCCAAAUUCUCUGGCUGCCAGCAAAGGAGACUUUGAGUCUCUAAAUUUUCUCCCUGGAGAUAAAAGCAGCAGGGGUAGAGAACAUGAUGAAGAUGAAGACUAUUUCCUUGGUGAAGGAAAAAGUUUUAAUCCAAAUAGACACCGAUUAAAACAUGCAAACAAUAAACCAGCAGUAAAAGCAGUUGAUUCUGUGGAAGAUGAAAUUGAAGAAGUAGCACUGAGAUGACUGACUAGAGUAUACAUUUUUUCAAAUUGUAAAUAUUAAAAUAUUUUAAUACAGUAUUUAUGAUAAACAUUUAGACUUUUUAAUGUUAAAAGGUCCUUAUUAAGGAAUGAUUUCAAGUAGUUAAAUACAGUAAAAAAAAAAAGGAUUUUUUUUAAAAGUACAUUAUAUCUACACAACAUAGUAGUUUGCCAGGAAUGAAGAGAGCUUUUUAGAAUGAAACCAAAAAUAUUCUCUUAUUUUAUUUUUACUUAGAAAUGUUUUACCUCUUAAACUAGCUGUAUGGGAAGUUUACUUCAUUGGAAAUUGUUUUCUACUUUUAUCCCUAUUUAUUUUGGUUAGAUUCUCAGAUAAAUAUAAUCUUCUCACUGAUUACUGAAUGAAAAUUAAGGGUGAAAAACUCUGUGGUGAGAAAGGUAGAGUCCAGGUGGUAGAAAUCUGAUGCCAUGUAGAAGCCUACCUUCUAUGGAUAGGGGUGAAGGUCCCUAUCUUAAGUGGCAAGGCUGAGUUGUUCUUGAGUGGUAACUGUGACAACAUUGGGACUUCCCAUUCCUCUGAAAGUACUCGGUUAAACACUACUCAUUUCUCAAUUACAAUAUCCUGAAAUCACUUAACUACAAUUCUGUAGCAUCUUAGGUGAAUUUCAGAAUACAGUUUCUAUGUGGACUGUUCUCCUCUGGCAUUUCUCCCCAGAGACCUGGGUACAGUGUAAUUCUACUUGUUCUCAUACAUUCUUUAUAUCUCAGUGACUGGGUGUAAGAUUUCAUAUCAAAUACAAGAAAUAGAAAAAAACUUCAUUUCAACUCAAUCUUGAGUUGAAAGAUUUUCAACUCAAUUAUGUUUACAGAAAGUAGUGUCAUUUGAAAAUUUUAAUACUUUUUAAGAUUUGAACUUCCCUCACACUGAGGAGACAAUAAUAGUAUAAUACUAAUUGGACUUACAGGACUAGUUUUAAAGCAGCCUUGGAUAAAAGGUGGGUUUUUUUGUUUUGUUUUGUUUUGUUUUUUUGGGGGGGGUGGAGAGAGCUUCUGCCCUGCAGAGUAGGUUGGAUAGUUUUCUGUAGAAAUGCAUUGGUUUUCUUUUGGUUAUUUGUAAUUCAUUUCAGCUGCAAAGGAAUAUGCUGGGUAUGAUUGGGUUUUAAUAGUAUAUCACCAUUCAAGGAGAAAACACUGUUAAAAUGAAGAUUGGAGGAAAGAGUGUGUCCAGAAGAAUAAAAACUUAAGUUUGACAGUUAUUCCAAAGUGAGCUAUUAUUUCAAGAGUUAUCUGUAUAAUUUGCUCAUAGUAUGGUUUCUGAUGCUAAGCAUGUAUACUGAUAAGGGGAAAGAAUUACUAGUGUAUCUGGAGAUGUUACAAAUGCUUAGUAGAGAAUAACAUUUUAUGACUAAUGUUUUAUGUGGUUAGGCCUCUAAUUAAAGGAUGUACCACCUAUCAUCUUAUAAAUUGUGUUCCUGUCAUUUAUUGGGAACAGAAACUCCCCAGAGUGCUAAACUGUUUUAAAAAGCUUUCUUAGAUUUUCUACAUCUGCAUUUACUACAUUGCAAAUCAUUCUAAUAUGUGUAAUAAGCAUAAUAGUAUUUAUAAUACAGUUCUUGAUAAAAUAUUAUGUAAUAAUUUUGUUUAUAACUGCUAAUUUUCUGCCAAAACUAUUCUAAUUUUUAUGUUUUAUUUUAAAAGACUUUAUAAAGGCUUUUGGGAAAGUUUUUUUAUUCAGAUUAUUCUAAUUAGCAUCUUGCUUUUUUUUCUACAUGAUAUCUGUAACCAGAUGCAAUAAGACAAUUAUUAAAAUUAAACCUAAAAUUGAGUUGUAGACUUAAAAACAUUAUGGUGUUAAAAUUGGAGAUUAAAAUGUACAGAAUAGGGUUUUUUUUUUUAAUGGACAAGUUUUAGAGUAAAUCAUUUUUCUAAAUGUCAAGUUAAAUUUAUUUGUACUCAAAACUCUUGUUAAUAAAAGUUAAAAACAUA